Mangifera indica (mango) is the source of this 9553-nucleotide messenger RNA. RefSeq lists its product as uncharacterized. NCBI's taxonomy places the organism in Eukaryota, Viridiplantae, Streptophyta, Magnoliopsida, Sapindales, Anacardiaceae. The record is from RefSeq and is a predicted model, not a curated record.
UAUCUCUCUCUCCCUGUGCUCAAAGAGAAGCUAAUUUCUCUGCCUUGAAUUUUGUAACCCUUAAACUUGAUAGAUUCACUGUCUUAAAGUAUUUGUUUCGAACAUCAGCAGAGCCUUCUCCACAUCACUGUGAGUGCCGCGGACUCUAAUUCUCUCUGUAAAAACCCUAAUUUCCUCCUCCAAUAAGCUAGUGGCGUUGAGAGACCGAAUCUAGGCUAGGGCACCAGCUGAUUGUGUUUUGCUUUGUAUUGCCAGCAUGUUUAAGCGUGCUUUCUUUUUGUAACUGUGGCGUUCUUGUCGUUUUUUUUUCCUUCGAUCUUAUGAGUUCGUGUGGAUUAAUGUGAGAUUCUGAGAGAAUUUAAGAGUUUAGACUUUGUUUGGUUGCUGAGAAAAUUAGAGGAAAAGGAAGGAAAUGAGAUUUUGAGCCGUGUUAUAUGCAAUAGGAAUAAUUUUGCUAUCUAAAAUUGAUUUUUCUUCAGUUUCGGUUUUUAUAAAUUUUUGGCCAGGGUACCAAACACGAAACGCUUGUAAAUGUUUUCCUUUGUAUGGUUUGUAGAGUUUAAUUACCUAGAUUUGGCGGCAUUGUUGAUUUGCUCAUAGGUCUUCUUCUGCAAGAAGGGGAGAGGAUAUAAUUUCACUUGGUCGAUGCUUCCUUAGCUUAGUGAUGCUAAACUUGGUGUGAAUGCUUUCUUUUUAUUUUCGUGAUUAUUUUCAACUUAAAUUUUCUUGAUCAAUGCAGAUUCUUAGUGAAUCAAAUACUGAACUUAAGUUAUUGCUUGGUUAAUUUCAGUUUUCUUUGGGGCUGGUUCCUGUGACACCUUUAAUCUUAAUUUUUGAAUAAAGAGAAUAUUACAUUAGUGUCACCAUGACCUGUAGGAAGCUCAGCAACUUUUUUGGAGUAAUGAAAAUACUUUAAGAUGUGAUCAUUAUCAAGCUUUAGCUCUUUGUUUGAUUUGUGAAGUUGAUAGUGUAUUGAAGCGGAGUUGAAGCCCAAAAUGGGCAAGUUUUAUUUACAUUUGCAUACAUAUCAAGUGAAGUCAAUGCACCCAAUAUAGCCUCUCUCUUUCUCCCUUCCUCUCUUUUGUUAUUAGGAAAUAUUACUGGAAUUAGAGAUGAAGGAUAUAAAAAUAAGAGAUUUUGAAACCUAAAGUAACUGUUAGUGACAACUUUAUUAUUAAACUUAGUCAUUAGAUUCUAUUCAUUAUUUUAGGGAGAUUCGACACAUGGAAUAUUCUUAGAAGAAGGGCUACUGGAAAUUAUAAGGCAAUUAAUGUAAUUUGUUUUGUUAUUUUGCAUCCUUUAUUGUGAUAAAAACUGUUAGUGGCAUUGAGGUGGUAAAAUAUCAUUACUCAUGGCAGUAUGCUGACCCACUAUAGCUUGUGGUCUGAUGAAAUUUGGUUGUGCUGUAGAAGGUUUUCAUAUUCAAAUUAAGGUUGGUAUUUUGGAGUUUAUUUGUGGUUAUUGAGGGAUCUUAAUUUCUUCAGAGGUUGUUGCAGCCUUUUCUGGCUUCCUAGAUUUCUUGAGCAAGAGUUGUUAUUUUGUUAAGAGACGCUGUGCAGGUUUUUAUUAAGUACAAGGAUUUCAAGCAUUCUUUCUUCCAUUUUUUCCUGUGUUUUAAGUUCACAUUUGUCUCUUUGCUGGAUUGGACUACACUGCUUGUAGCAUUCUCUUCAGGUUUUUUUAUAUAGGAAGUUAUGAAUUGUAGGAGCAAGCCAGAGAAGAGAAUAAAGAGUAUUGUUGGUGUCGAGGUUAACUUUGUGGAAGUUGCCCCCUCUAUUGUAAUCCCAACCAACCAGAGAAAUUCAGAAUCAAAUCAAAACAAUCCAAAGCUAACCAUGUUGCAUAAUAGGGCCACUAAGUGGAUAAAUAGUUUGUAUAGGGUAGAGUGACUUGCAAACUGUACUUUUACAGUGUAUUUUUGCAAUUGAGACUUGUCAGUUUCACUGUUCUUUUAUCUCUUUGAUAAAUGAUAGUGCAAAAGUUUAUUGUUAUAUGUAGCUCUCAUUGAUUGCCUUGCUAAUAAAGCAUUCAUUGUGUGGUGAAGUGAAGAUGAGUGAAGUCUUUUGUUUGCAUAUUUUCUAUAUGGUAAUUAUAUGUAUGGACCAUGAAGAGUACAGCCAAGAUGGUUUUUCUGUAACAUAAGUAUGAUUUGUUGUUGGUUUUUGAAGCUUAUGUGAGAUUUUCCUAAUGUGCAUUUUCUUACGGUUACUUCUGCCUAGAAUGUUGGUUUUUUUUUUUUUUUAAUCUUAUGUUUCAACAAAGAUUGUCAUGGAAUUGUGCAGUAGGUUCAGAACUUGUUGUGCAAUUAUGUCUUUUGUUUGCAUAUUUUCUAAAUGGUAAUUGUAAGUAUAGACCAUGAAGGCACAUCCAAGAUGGUUUUUCUGUGUGACAUAAGUAUGAUUUGUUGUUUGUUUUGGAAAUUGUGUGAGAUUUACCUUAUUUGAAUUUUCUUUCUGCUACUGCUGCCUGGAAUGGUUUUUCUAUUUUUUAUUUUAUGUUGUUUCAACAAAGAUUGUUAUGGAAUUGUGUUGUAGGAUUAGAAUUUGCUGUGGAAUGGACGCUUUUCAUACUUAUCGCAGAACUUGGAAUGAAGUAUUUGAGAUAUAUCUUGCCUGUGUUUCUUUAAGAGAGAAAAUGGGAUUUCUUGUUUUGUACCCUGAUAGUUAUAAAAUUGAUGUAAUGGGUGUAGGGUUGUUCAGAAUCAUAGAGAAGAAAAUUUUAAGAUGGAAACUCUUUGGUUUAGCUCAAGCUUGUCAAAGUGGAUAAGGAAGAAAUAAACUUUGAAAUAUUGAUAAGUGAUGAAGCCCCUUCUGUGAACAACCAAUCCUGCAAUGCUGUAGCUAUGACUUGAUGUUUUUAAUUACACAAGAGUCCAAUACUUGUCUUUCAUACUAAAAUGGCCAAAAUGUAUUUCACAAGCCUUUUUCUGUUGUUCUCCAGUGCACCUGUUCCUCUGCACUCAGUUUAGUUUUAUUCAACGGUGAAGGUUUGCCCCAUAUGUGUAUAAGAGUAUUGUAUUCUAGCUCUAUUAAUUUUCAUAUUUUAAAAAUGUUGAAGUCAUUUAAGAGGAUAGCUGGAGAAGUUUCAGUACUGCAUAUGUAUUCUGAUGCAGGAUAAGUCAUUUCUCUAAUUGUGAUUUGUGAAUGCUACUUAGGAUAUAAUUUUUGUGCAUAGCUGCAUUUGUUUUGCCAUUGUGUCAUCACAUUACUUAAUGUCUAACAUAUAUUGAAUACUGGGCUAGUUUUGCACAGGAUAACUUUUUGCGUGCUAAGAGCUUGACAGUUAGACAAGAUUAAAUGUAUAUAAAGGAGGUAGCAUCUUUCUGUCCACACCAUUUUUGUUGCUAAAUAUUUGUGGGGUGGAUUAUCUAUGCCUAGCAACGAAGUAGGAGACAGAAUCCACAAUUUCUUUGGCCAAGAGAAUUUGUCACAGGGCCAACAUCACUCACAGGUCAUUGACGGGACCUGGCCUGGGUUAAAUAACAAUUUUUGGGUUGGAGGUGAGAGGCAGAUAGGUUCACCACUUAUUUCCAAUUUGAAGAAUUACAGUGUACAGCAAUCAGCUGAUUCUGAGAGAGGACAUGGUGGUUUGUCUUCAACUCUGCAGCAUGGCUUGAACUUUACACAAUCACUUUUGAAGCCUGAAGUUGCUAGAAGUGACUCUCAAAACCAACAACCAACUUUGAAUGGCUAUAUGCACAGGCAUGAGACAUUGCAGACGAGUCCAAGUGAAUCAAAUUUUCUGGGAGUGGAUGCAGAAUAUAAUCGGCAUAAUUUGACAUCAAGAGGUUUACCAGUUCUUGAUUCACAUGUAGGAAAUGGCCCAGAACUUAACAAGAAAAAUUCAGGAAGGUUGGAAUCUACAGAAUCUCCUGUCAAUUAUGAUUUCUUUGGAGCUCAGCAGCAAAUGAGUAGCCAAAAUCCAGGCAUGCUGCAAUCGUUACCAAGGCAGCCGCCGGGAAUUAGUGAAAUGCAGCUAUUGCAUCAACAAACUGUUUUCAAGAAUAUGCAAGAAUUUCAGAGGCAGCAACAAUUGCUUGAUCCCCAAUUUCAGCAACAAGAAGCAAGGCAACUGAGUUCCAUAGAUCAGAUUUCUUCUGUUGUUAAACAGGGAGCUGUUAGUCACACAUCAGCUCUUAUCGAUGGCAUUCGCAUUCAGGAUGCAUCUAAUUAUUCAUGGCAGCCUGAACUUGUGGCAGGCAAUACAAACUGGUUGCAGUGCAGUGCCUCUCCGGUGAUGCAAGUAUCCUCAAGUGGAUUUAUGUUUUCGCCUGAUCGAGGCCAGGCCCGUGUUAUGGGUUUGGUUCCUCUACAAAACGAUCAAUCUUUGUAUGGUGUCCCUGUCACUAGCUUGAAAUCUAAUCCAAAUCAAUAUAUCCAGAUGGAGAAGCCUACAGCACAACAUACAUCUGGUAGCAGUAAUUCCUUUGCAGGUAACCAAUAUCCUUCUUUUCUGGAUCAGGGUAGCAUGCAGGAUGGAGCUAUGGUUUCUAGGCAGGGCCAUCAGGGAAAGAACACAUUUGGGCCUGAAGCUGGACAAGGUUUUCAUAGUGAAGUUAAUCUUGAGAACAUGCAGCAAUUGAAUGCCCAGCAAAGGAGUGCACCCAUGCAGGAAUUUCAUGGGAGGCAAGAGUUUGUCAGUCCAUCAGAAACAGCACAGGAGAAAACUGUGAUGCAGGUUGCGUAUUCACAGAGUGCAGCUACCCUAGAUCCAGAGGAAGAGAAGAUUUUGUUUGGCUCAGAUGAUAAUUUGUGGGAUGCCUUAGGCAGGGGCACCAACUUAGGCUCAGGAUGCUCAAAUAUGUUGGAUGGUACUGAUUUCCAUGGUGCAAUUCCUUCUUUGCAAAGUGGGAGUUGGAGUGCUCUUAUGCAGUCUGCUGUUGCAGAAACUUCUAGUGAUGAUGUAGGGCUGCAGGAAGGAUGGAGUGGUUUGGGUGUUCGCAAUAGUGAGCCUGUGACCCAUCAGACCUCAUUUGUUAAUGAUGGCAGCAAGCGGUCGUCACCUUGGGCUGAUAAUAACUCACACGCUGCCUCUACACCAAACUCUAGACCCUUUUCCAUGUCUGUUGAUGCUAAUAUGAGUGCUGAUUAUUCUGUUCUUUCUGGUGUUCAGCAAUCUGGAUUGCAGACUUCACAUGAACGACCUGAGAAGUUGCCUGGCGAUUCUUCUCAGCGAUUCAUUCAGCAGUUUUCUGGGGAAGGAAGCAAAUGGUUGGACUGUGGCCCUCUACGGAAACCAAUUGCUGAAGGUGGUCAAGUUUAUGGAAAUGUUACUCAUUCUUCAGAUGCAGAAUUAUAUGUGAAGGGCAUGAGUCCAAGAAGCAUGUCCUCAUAUACUGCCAGUGUAGUGUGCAAUAGACGUAAUGAUUGGAACUUCAUUGAGUCUGUUUCUCCUAGUGGGGGUGCUACUUCGAAAACUCAGGUUAAUGAAAGCUUAUUGCAGCUUAGUCAGAGUAAUGAUCAUAAAAGUACCUUGCAUGAGAAAAUGGUCCAUGGUUCUGGUAUAAGGAAGACUGGUUCAGGUUCCAAUGUAACAGAGAAUGCCAUAUUUGCCUCAGGACAUCCACAGGUCAACAUGGAAGGUUCUAAUAUGAAUAAUACUGCAACAAUAUCAGAUUCAAGUACUUUAAGGGUCAAUCAGAAAAGUGGCCAACAGAUAUCAAAUACCCAUAAUAUAAAUUUCCGGAAAAAUGCUGGUUCUUCUGUGAAUAUUAGAGGAAGUGAGGUUCCUGGAAAAAGUCAGCAUAAUGAUAAGAGCCCACAAAAUAUUGAAUCAUCAGGUAAUAAGGGCUCAGAUAAUGGGGAAAUGGAACAUGAGGCGGAGAAUCCUAGUGUAAAAGAAAAGUCAAGUGACAGUUUUCACUCUAGAAUGUCCCAACAUACAUCCACUGCUAGUUUGGGAGAAAAUGUUUUGUUGGAUGGAAGUGAUACACGUAAUUUACCAGGAGGAAAACAUAAGUCAUCUGGUCAUGUCAGCCGAAAACCUUCUGCAACUCGGAAAUUUCAGUAUCAUCCUAUGGGGGAUGUGGAAAUAAAUUUAGAGUCUUCUUAUGGAAUAAAAAAUGUUGCACAACCACAUUCCAUGCCCCAGCAGGUUUCUCGAGGAUUAAUAGGUCAUGAACAACAUCAUUUCGGGCAGUCAAAAUAUAUUAAUCAAAUUGCCAAAAAUUCUAUGGAAAGUGAGAAGGGUCAUCUGUCUGGUUUUCAAGGCGAUACAAAAUACUUAGAUGAGGUGCCUUCAAGAAGCAAGCAGCCAGGUUAUGUACCUGUUACAUCUCCGUUUGACAAGUCCAUUGGUAAUUAUGCACCAAACAACAAUGCUUCAUUGAGUGAAAAUAUGCUUGAGCUUCUUCAUAAGGUGGAGCAACCAAAGGAGCACAAUGCUGCGGUGCAUAUCAGCUCUUCUGACCACAAUCAAUCUGAGAUGCCUGAAGCAGAAAGCUCUGAUGGGUCUGUUGGUCAUCUUCAGCAAAAUCAGACUUCUUCACAGGGCUUUGGUUUGCAGCUGGCCCCACCAUCUCAACGGUUGUCCAUUCCAGACCAUGCCUCAUCUUCGCAUAGCUCUGCUCAUACAGUUAGUACUGCUAUGGGAAGAAAAGGUCAUGCAUGGUUGUCUUCCUCUACCUCCGGCCAAUCACUGCAUCCUUCCUAUGCAACAUCUCAAGGUGACUCUAGGGGUAAUAUUUCUGGUGGAUCAGGUCAAAUCGGCAAUAAAGCCUCACAGUAUAAUAUCCAGGGAAAUUAUUCUGCAGGUUUUCCUCACCUGAAAAGUCAUCUUCAUAACCAGCAAACGAGUGGUGUUGGCGGACAAGCAACACCAGCUCAAUCUGUCAAGCAAUCUUUUGACAGGUUUGCAUCCCAAUCAAAGCAGAUAGAUAAUUCGUCGGAGAGAACUCAAACUAGUCAGUCAGCGAUGGCAUCAGUACCGGAUAUGUCUAAAGGCUCUGCACACAGUGAACUUGCUUCCUCUGCAGAAACAUCUCAGCGGAGCAGUAACAACGAAAACAAUGCAAGAGGUUCGGCCCAACAGUUCCCUGUCUUGGAGGCUAUGCCAGUUUCACAACCUUCUGUUACACUUGGCAUGUCGCAGCAUCUUGCUUUCUCAAAAAUGUUACCUAAUGCGAGGCCCAGUUUUCCAAACCAACAACUUUCAUCAGUUGCCCAGGUUCCUCCAGUUGGUUUAAGCCCCAGCCUCAAUCGACUAAUUGUAGAAAUAUCUUCUUCUGGAAAGCAGAAGCUGGAUGAUCAAAUUGCCCAGAGAGGAAACAGUGGUUCACCUGGGUUUGCAGGAUAUUCUGUGCUGCCACAAGGUUUUUCUGGGGAUGAGCAGUUGGCGAAAGAGCAGCACAUGUCACGUGAGAACAGUGCAGGCCUAAAGACAGUUGAUGCUUCGCAUUUGCAAGGGAAAGAAUCUGUUCUAGACCAUCUUUCUGAUACAUCUUUUUCAAAUUCUACAACUUCACAGAGAGAUAUUGAAGCUUUUGGUCGUUCUUUGAAACCAAAUAACCUAUUGCCCCAAAAAUACUCCUUGCUGCAUCAAAUUCAGUCCAUGAAAGGUACAGAUGUUGACCCAGAGAAUAGGAGUGUGAAGAGAUUUAAGGGUUCAGACUGUGGUAUGGAUGCUCAGCAGGGAGCUCAUUUGGGAGGACAGCAAUUACCAUAUGGUUCUAAUAACAUGAUCAGAGAUGCAUCAAUACGUAUUGGCUCAUUUCCACCUGGAGAAUCUAAGGUGCUAAACGUUCCACCAAAGAUGGGCAAUAGUCAUGCAACACACGAAUUCCCUGAUGAUAUGGUUGCAAUUGAUCGUGAUGAUUCUCAAAGUAAUUCAAAUAGUAACAAUGCAAUCAGUGUUAGAGGUGAGCAAUCUCAGAUCAGUCCACAGAUGGCUCCAUCCUGGUUUGAUCAUUAUGGGGCCUUUAAAAAUGGGCAUAUAUUACAUAUGUAUGAUGGACAGAAAAAAGCUGCUUUGAAUACUAUGGAGCAAUCCAUCAUUGUUGGAAAGACUUCUGAUAGUUUGCAUGUUGGCCAUUCAAUGCCAGCAAAUGCUGUUGCUGAUGCCAGUCACCGUAGAAAUGCCCAGCAAAGUUCCAGCCCGAUGUCACAGGCAAGUGACCAUCUUUCUUCCCGUCAGUCCUUGCCACCUGUUAUCACUGAUCAAAGUUUGGUGCUUGUGAGACCUCAGAAGCGUAAAACUACCAGAUCUGAACUUCUACCUUGGCAUAGAGAAGUGAUGCAGGGUUCUCAAAGGCUUCAAAAUAUCAGCAUGGCAGAAAUGGAGUGGGCCCAAGCAGCAAAUCGGUUGAUGGAAAAGGUGGAAGAUGAGACUGAAUUGAUUGAAGAUGGGCCGCCUGCUCUUAGAUCGAAAAUAAGGCUUAUUUUAACAACUCAGCUUAUGCAGCAAGUCUUUUCCCCUCCUCCAGGAAAACUUCUCUCUUCAGAUGCUAGUUCGUACUAUGAGAGUGUGACCUACUUUUUUGCCAGAUCAACAUUAGGAGAUGCAUGCAGUACAAUAUCUUCAUCUAGAACUGAUACGGCUGCACAUCCUGACAGUGGAAAUUUAUUUUGUGAGAGGCCCAAAACAUCUGAGAGAAUUGGUGAUCAGUACAUCACAAAGGCCAUGGAAGACUUCAUCGAUAGAGCAAAGAAGGUGGAAGAAGAUUUGUCAGGACUAGACAAGAGAGUGUCCAUCUUAGACUUGAUAGUGGAAUGCCAGGAUCUAGAGAAAUUCUCUAUCAUCAAUCGCUUUGCAAAGUUCCAUGGCCGGUUGCAAGCCGAGGGGGCUGAGACCUCAUUGUCUUCCGGUACAAAUGCUCAGAAAUUAUUCCCUCAGAGAUAUGUUACUGCACUUCCAAUGCCCAGGAAUCUCCCUGAUAGGGUACAAUGUCUUUCACUUUGAUCUUCAAUUAAUUGUUUUUUUCCCUUUCUUGGCCAAUUCUCGUCACAUCCCUCAUGCUUCUUUUAUCUAUCUUCUUCCAAAUUAUAUACUCAGCACUUGCUCAUAAUUGAACCACAGAAAUGGGAAUGUAGAAGAAAGUCUCCUUAAACUCUGCGGAGACUGUUAGAUUUUGUCUAGGCCAUUGAUGUCAUUCUUCAGAAUUAUAAAUUGGUCUUUGUAUACUUCUUUGGACGUCUAGAGAGAAACUAGAUGCUGCCCCUAUGAUUUUUUCUUAAGUAAAUGGGGAGAAUAGGAGCUUGUUCUGUUUUUUUCAAAGGUGUCCAUACAUAGCUUAAGUUCCGGGCAAAUUAUGUGUAUUCUCAUCAUUGAUGCUUUGAAUCAUGGGGUUCAAUUUAUGGAUUAAGGGUUUCAUGUUUCUUCCUUUUUCAUUGAUUUCUCCUUUUGGGGUCGGGAUGGAGGGGGAGGUGCAAUGAUGGCAUGGAAACUUGUAUUGCCAUUUUACAGCAAGAAUUAGGCUAUUCUUUUCAUGUUAUUAUUUGGCAUUGUUUGUUUGAACUCUUACAAAAGCUUGUAACCAUUUUGGUCGGAAUUUUAGCCGAAAUAGACAAACAUCAAUUAACAAAAUUCAAUUAAUAGUUCACAAACUUGUUUCUAAUUA